Acanthochromis polyacanthus (spiny chromis) is the source of this 5229-nucleotide messenger RNA. RefSeq names its product APC membrane recruitment protein 2 (gene amer2). The record is from RefSeq and is a predicted model, not a curated record. Lineage: Eukaryota; Metazoa; Chordata; Actinopteri; Pomacentridae. Gene Ontology annotation, molecular function: beta-catenin binding; phosphatidylinositol-4,5-bisphosphate binding. Gene Ontology annotation, cellular component: plasma membrane. The coding region runs from base 220 to 2307 and encodes 695 amino acids. The transcript has a single exon. Gene Ontology annotation, biological process: regulation of canonical Wnt signaling pathway.
GAUGCAGACGGAGAAAACCAGCAGGCAGGCGUUAGAGCAAGUCAGAGCGGGAGUGAAAGAGCACCAGACAGCAGGGUGGAGGGAGAGAGAGGAAGAGAGAGAGAGGGAAACAGAGAGAGAGAAAGGGUGAGUGCAUGUGUGGCCAGAAAGAGAGAGGCAAGAGAGGUAGCUAGAGAGCUCGAGGGAGACGAUAGAGUGGGAGCGAUAGAGUGCUAGAUAAUGGAGGUACAGUCGGAGUGUUUGGAGCCUCCUGUGGCCCCUCAGUGUGACCCCCAGCCUGCAGGGAAGAUCAACAAAGCUGCCUUCAAACUCUUUGGGAAGCGACGCACUGGCUCUGGGAUGGCCAGCUUCUUCUCCUUCAGGAACAAAGGGGCUACCAACAGCGGAAACAAUGGGAAUUCUGACAAUGGAAAUUCUUUGAAUGGGAACAGCUCAGCAGCAUCGGUGGAGCUUGUGAGGAGCAAAACCCACGAUGGACUAACGAGCUCCAACAACGACGCUGAUGGACAGAGAGGGGAUGGACUUGCCAGCCUGGAGGCGGGACCUGUGAGGUCUCUCAGCAAAUCGUUGAGUUUCUUCUCUCUUCUCCGACGUGGGAGUUUUAGGUCAAGUGAAAAUGGAGGGGCGGGGCUUGUCAGAAGAGGGAGGGGCCUUAAGGGCUUCUUUAGCAGCAUGCGAUGGAGACGUAAAGAAAAAACAAACGAGGGAGAUGGGGAAGAGGUGGAAGGUAAGAAGGAGAAGGAUGGAGAUACCACUGACUCUGAAAAGGUAAAGGAUAUUACCCUAACCCUUGAACCACCUCCACAUCAUCACCAGGAGGACUGUGGGAAUGCAGAAGCAGGACACAAUCUCCAAGCAGCAGAGACUCCCACUACUAGUGUUACCAUAACACCCCCACACUGUGCUGCCAUACCAGGGCCAUCUGGUGAGCUAGACUCCCCCUUUCCUUACACACCUACUGACUCGCCACUGCGCCCUCCCAUCCAAAAAGCCAAAGCGUCAAUUUCCAGCCUCACCCCCUCCCUUGCUACACCCCCAUUGGAUCGCUGCAGCACGGGGGACCCACCCUCAGAGCCUUCAGUGGACCGACUCUGCUCUCUCCUCUUCACUGAUGUCACGUCCCUCAAGAGCUUCGAUUCUCUGACGGGCUGUGGUGACAUUAUUGCUGAUGCAGACGAGGAGGGGCCAGUAGGUAAUGGGGGCAGUGGCACUAGCAGCAGCAGCAGUGGGGGAGGAGGGGGGAGUGUGGGAGUCAGCACUGGGAGAGCAGUUGGUAUGACCAGUGCCGCGUGUCGGGGUUCCCCAUCUAAACCCUCUGUAUCUUCCCAGCUGACCCAGCCCAUGUUCUCUGUCUCCCCAAGCUCAGUGUCUGCCUCCCUCCCGGCCCGCACCCGGGCGCCUCCUCCACCACAGCAGCACCCGGCUGGUAGUGGUGUGGUGGCCUACAUGGGUGGAGGGGAAGAAAUGGCAAGCCCAGAAGGUGUGGAUGAUGCUGACAUGCAGGGGCUCUGGCACAUGCUGCCUUCCACAGGAGACAAUUCCCCUGCACUGCCCAGAUCGCAUCAGCCUUCAUCCACUACCCCCACUUCCACUUAUCCCCCUCGUACCAACCCCACCAGCUGUCACCUUCCCUCAGCCUCCCGAAGUGCAGACAGAAAGGUGCCCCAGGUAAAGGCAUUGGGACUGAGUAAGAUUCCAAUAGUUGGGGGAGCAGGAAGCAGGGCAGCUAAGCCCCCCCUCCCUCACUCGCAUGGCCGUCAUCCAACAUCACCUGGUGAGAAAGAGCCCCUUAGCGAUGAGGGCUACUGGGACACACCCUCAGCAACACCUACAGCAACACCAGAUGAGAGUGGGCUGCAGCGGAACCAAAAGAUGGCCCUAUCAAGGGACAGUUGCUCUGGAGACCACCUGUAUGACCUCUACAAUGAUCCCGAGGAGGAAGGAGAAGAUCAGGGGGAAGAUGAAGAUCUAAACAGUACUCCCUCUCCAUCUACUGAAUACAAAAUGAGCCCCACCUCCCAAACAACUCCCCCUUCCUCCUCCUCUUCUUCCUCCUUCCGAUCAAUGAAAGGCAGCGCCAGCCUUCCUCGAGAGUCCAAGAUCCCUGUAAGCAACAAACAACAAACUCCACCUCCUCACUCUGUAAGCCAGUCAGCCCUGUCGUCUGUUCUAGAAGCUGAAUCCCCUCAGCCAAAGACUCAAGCGCCUCCCCCAGCUCGCACCAGAAUCCCUGUGUCCAAGGUACCUGUCCGUCGCUCUGGAAACAAACCUGGCAGCACAACCAGAGGACCCUCCCACAAGAAGUAGUUUCUGUCAAACAGGUGAUUCUCUCGUGCUAACUUUUGGACUUGGGUGCACAUUGCUACAGUGCUGUUUAUGCAAAGCCAAAAGUUGUCCCAGACCAAGAAAAAUGUUGAGCUGCAGAGUUAACAGCCUAUAAAUUCCUUUCAAAUCUUAAAAGCUCUCAUUCCUUAGGUUUUUUUUGGCUUAUGUCGGACUACACUAGAAUAAGGGGUUUUGUUCACUUGAGAAAGUCACAAGGAGACUCCAAAAAGCUGGGUUAACGUUUCAAAGCUCUCACUGGAACUUUUGAAGUUGGCUAUUGACAAUCCAUGGAUUCGCAAAAGACACACUGGCCUUGUAAGUUCUUGGUAAAGCUCCUGACCUGCUGACAGUUCAAAAGCCACUUUGACUGGAAACAAAAAGCAGAGCACCUUUUUAUCUUUUACAUUUUUGUUAUGGAAUUCCUCUUGGCAUAACUCAAUUUGCUGGACCUAAUCUAAUCAAAGUUUAUUAUUGUUAUUAUUAUUGUUAUUGUUAUUAUCAUUAUUAUUAUUUUGUCAUUUUGUCUAAUCCAUAACAAAUUACCUCCUAAUCCUCUGAUUUUAGAGCCAAAGUUAAAAAAAAACACAUAUUCUUGAUUUUACAGCUUCUAUUAGUCUGAAACAGACUCAACAAUAUACACAGCCUUGAAUAACCUACAAUUUUUUUUGUUUGCUGUGCGUAUUAGUCACUUUUUGAAGAUGGUCUUCUUCUGAUCACACACUAUAAUUAAACUGGAUGUGCAAAGAUACAAACGGAUGCAGAUCUAAACCAUUUUUAUUACUUACCUGCUUUGCAGUAACAAACAGAAGGCCACACAGCUCAUGUUUUUGGAGGGGGACACAUCCUCUAUUUUUGACUGGUUAAUUUUUUAUUCUGGAUGGACUAAGCUUGGCUUUGGCUGGUUGCAUUUGGAUCCCAUUUAUACCCUACUGCAUCACAGGAUGUACAUUCAUAGGAUGUCAGUCUCUGGGAUUUACAACUGUUUUUUUUCAUUUCCAAUGGAAACCUGCAAAACUAUCGCAAUACUUUACCUGGAGGGACCCUUGCACUGAUGCUUCAUUACUCAUAGACAGACACUCAGCACACACAUGCAUACAAAAUCAUACUUGCACACACACAGUCUCUCUUGUUCUCUGCAUGCAGUGCCAUACACCCGAGGCAAAAAGGUCAGGGAACAUCAUCUAAUGCUGAAGGAUCUUAUAUCCGCACACUGUUCAACCUUUGGCACUGUCUUUGUAGCUACACUGGAUAACUUUUCUCUCAAAGGACACAUGCACAAACAAAUUUUUUUCUAGUUAGUACUUUUUUCUUCACUGGAUUUCAUACUGUUUUUAUAGGCUACUCUUUCCUAAAUCAUUCUGCACGGAUCUUAAACUGUGAUUGCACCAGCUUCUUAUCACUCUGCUUUCUUUUCUCUCUUUUCUAGCAUAGCCACUGUACAGGAUGAAGUGAGUGGAUAACAAAGAGGCUUUCUGUAUGUCAGCCAGUUUAAGAGAGCCAAAAUAUACCACAAAGCAAAAUUUGGAAACUGAUUCUGAGUCGGUUCAGAGACCUUCACCCUUCUUCUUCUGGCUGUUGUACUAAUAAACAUUGUAUGACUUAAUUCCAGGAACCACCGCAGCUGUGUGUGAAUCUGAAUGUAGCCUGACAUUGUUCUAGAUCACUGGUUAAUAUAUAUUUUCUUGUAUUUGUUUGUUUUCCUCUUUACCCCUGUUUUGUAGGGGCAAGGCUUUGAAAAAUGAAGACAAACUACUACAUAGUGGGUGUAGCCUUGCAAAAAGCGCCACUUGUUUUAAAAAUGAGGGGUGUAUUGCAGUCUUAUGUCUUAUAAGGCCUUUGUUAGUGAUUCAAGUUAUAGGGAUUUUCAUAGGAAAAGACGUUGACGAUGAUGCAAGUUUUCCCUAAUCCUAACCACCAGGCCACCAAUGACAACUGAGGGUCAUUCUAACUCAUGAUAGCUUUCAAUCUCAUUUAGAAUGUAAUGAUUGAUCCACAGCAUUGCUCCAGGUUCAGAUAUCUUUUCAGCCCCCUGACAGUGUAGCAUAGGCAGACCAUGGAGUAACCUGAUUCCAGGUCUGCAGGAGGAACAUUUCUAGGCACAUAAAGAGGGCAGACUAAAGGUCACUUGGGGAGAGAAUGCUCACCUUGGUUCAUGCUUUCUCUGCCUAUAUUGUGCUCUUUACUCUUUCAAUUUAAUCUACAACCACGCUUCCCUUCUAUUGAUUUCUGAUUGACAAAUGAGUGAUUUAAUGAAAAAAAAGUGAUGACAUUUUGUUGUGUUUUGGGGUGAUACAUAUGGCAACAAUGUGAAUCUCCAAAGUAGUUCUAGUAAAAAAAAUUUAAAAUCAGUUGUCAUGAGUGUAGAUUUUCGAACAAAUUAUUUGCCUGAAGGGUUCAAAAAAGCUCAUUUUGCUUCAUAAAUGGGAACCCACACUGCUGCCAAUGAAAUUACGUUAAUGCUACAAUUAACCAAGAGAAUGCAAAUAUGAACAGGACAACUGAUCAUUAUGUGUCAUAUGUUUCACCAGUUUUGUUCCAAUAGGGCAUCCCUUUCUGUUGAUGUCACUCUGUUCUUAAUAACAAAGUUUGUGUUACUAGAACUUCCCUGUUCCUUCACCUCUUCCAGGUCUGACAUGCUGAAAAUGAAAGUUUAUCCAUUCCACUAGCGUAUACGUACAUACCCCUGAGGCCACAAUAUUGUCCCCAGAUUCAGUUCCUUAUUUUUUGCUGACUGAUGUUUCUCUUUUUCUGUUUCAUUAUGAAUGUGGGUCUUCCUACGAUCAUUUGCUGCAAAGAAGAGCCCAUUAUGUUUUAUGUUUCCCUUUUUUGUUAGCGUGUGUCUGUUUUACAGUGUGAAAUCCUUCCACUAUUCAUUUUUAAUGAAUAAAACUGUAUUUGCGCUGA